Octopus sinensis (East Asian common octopus) is the source of this 2601-nucleotide messenger RNA. RefSeq names its product general transcription and DNA repair factor IIH helicase subunit XPB. The record is from RefSeq and is a predicted model, not a curated record. Gene Ontology annotation, biological process: transcription initiation at RNA polymerase II promoter; nucleotide-excision repair. Gene Ontology annotation, cellular component: transcription preinitiation complex; nucleotide-excision repair factor 3 complex; transcription factor TFIIH holo complex. Lineage: Eukaryota; Metazoa; Mollusca; Cephalopoda; Octopoda; Octopodidae. Bases 114 to 2507 code for a protein of 797 amino acids. The transcript has 21 exons. Gene Ontology annotation, molecular function: hydrolase activity; 3'-5' DNA helicase activity; ATP binding.
ACACCGGUUACAGGAGUUCGGACGUUUUUGUGUUAAAUUCUGUCCCUUCAAGCAAAUAACACAGUUUUGUAGGCUUAAAGACCCUAUCUUAUCCUUAUCCCUUUCUCUGGAGAAUGGGGGGCAGCAAGAGGAGCCGAAAAGAGAGAGAAGAAAAGAAAGCUGCCAAACGAUUCAAAGGUGAAGAUCUUGACUAUGAUGAUGAGGGUGACGAGGAAGUGGAUCCAAAUGAUGUCCCGGCUGUUGCAGCAGCCAGGGUUGAAGAAAAAUCCAAUGAAGACGAAUUUGGCGCUAAAGAUUACCGAAAGAUUCUCGAGUUGAAAACCGAUCAUUCAUCCCGUCCCCUUUGGGUGGCUCCUGACGGUCAUAUCUUCUUGGAAUCAUUCAGCCCUGUUUACCGACAUGCUCAUGAUUUCCUUAUUGCCAUCUCAGAGCCAGUCUGUCGACCCGAACAUAUUCAUGAAUAUAAAUUAACCGCAUACUCUCUAUAUGCAGCUGUGUCUGUGGGUUUGCAGACCAACGACAUCAUUGAAUAUCUGCGUCGACUGAACAAGACAACCUUACCUGAUGGCAUUGUCGAAUUCAUCAAGCUUUGUACUAUCAGUUAUGGUAAAGUGAAACUCAUCCUCAAACACAACCAAUAUUUUGUUGAGAGUCAAAUGCCUGAUGUGAUCCAGAAAUUAUUGAAAGAUCCAGUGGUCCAAGACUGUCGCCUUCGAGCUGAAACAGAGGAUCUAGCAUUGACAGUCCUAGAAGGGGCUAACAACCCUGCUACCACCAAUGCUGAGAAAGCAAUUGGUGGUCCCAACAAGUUUCCUGGUGCCCUGAGCAGCUCUGCAGACAAAACAGGAACGGACGGCGCCAGCACAAGUAAUGGCACAGGCACAACACAGGCGUCAGCACAAGAGAACGUACCAGAUGAUAUUUUCAAAUACUUUGAGAAGAUCGAUCAGGAUGAUGAGGAAGAAACCGAUUCAAAAAUUGUUUCUUUUGAAGUUAUCCAAGACAAGAUUGAAGUUCUUCAAAAACGGUGUAUUGAACUGGAGUAUCCACUCUUGGCCGAGUAUGACUUUAGAAACGAUUCUCACAACCCAGAUAUCAAUAUUGAUCUGAAGCCAAGCACCAUGUUACGUCCUUACCAAGAGAAGAGUCUUCGUAAAAUGUUUGGUAAUGGUCGGGCCAGGUCAGGGGUCAUUGUUUUACCCUGCGGUGCUGGCAAGACCCUAGUUGGAGUAACAGCUGCCUGUACAGUAAGAAAAAGGUGUAUAGUGUUGUGCACCUCAGGUGUUGCUGUGGAACAGUGGCGAUCUCAGUUCAAAAUGUGGUCAACUGCCAAUGACGGCAUCAUCUGUCGGUUUACUUCUGAUGCUAAGGACAAACCUAACGAUUGUUCCAUAUGUAUCAGUACUUAUUCCAUGUUGGCCCACACGAACAAAAGAUCUUGGGAAGCUGAACAGAUGAUGCAGUGGUUACAAAGCAAAGAAUGGGGCCUCAUGGUCUUGGAUGAAGUACAGACAAUCCCAGCCAAGAUGUUUCGUCGGGUCCUCAUGAUAGUACAAGCUCAUUGCAAGCUUGGUUUAACAGCUACCCUGGUACGAGAGGAUGACAAGAUUGCUGACCUUAACUUCCUUAUUGGCCCCAAAUUGUAUGAAGCCAACUGGAUGGAACUGCAGAAUAAGGGAUUCAUAGCCAAAGUCCAGUGUGCUGAGGUCUGGUGCCCCAUGACUCCAGAGUUCUAUAGAGAAUACCUCCAUACACACUCACAGAAGAGAUUGCUUCUCUACACAAUGAACCCCAACAAGUUCCAGUCCUGCCAAUUCCUAAUUCAGUUCCACGAGAGAAGGAACGACAAAAUUAUUGUCUUCUCAGACAAUGUAUUCGCCUUGAAGAACUACGCCAUUAAACUGAACAAACCUUACCUCUAUGGACCAACAUCGCAGGGAGAACGACUACAAAUUCUACAAAAUUUCCAGCACAACCCAAAAGUCAACACCAUUUUCGUCUCCAAGGUUGCAGAUACGUCAUUUGAUCUCCCAGAAGCCAAUGUUCUCAUCCAGAUUUCAGCUCAUGGUGGCUCACGACGACAGGAGGCACAGCGGUUGGGUAGAAUUUUACGAGCUAAGAAAGGAGCUGCCGCUGAAGAAUACAACGCCUACUUCUAUUCUUUGGUGUCGCAAGACACAUUGGAGAUGCAGUAUUCGAUGAAACGACAGCGGUUUUUGGUAAACCAGGGUUACAGUUACAAAGUGAUCACCAAAUUAGCCGGGAAGGAAAAGGACAAACUGGGCUAUAGCUCCAAGGAAGAACAGCUGCAACUUCUACAGAAAGUUCUGGCAGCCACUGAUGCGGAUGCUGAAGAAGAAAUUGAUGGUGUAAUGAGACCCAUGUAUAUUCGCAAAGGUGGCAGCAUGAGUUCAAUGUCUGGGGCAGAUGAUGCGUUCUAUCUUGAAUACAGCCACAGGAAAGACAACAAACACCAGCAUCCCAUCUUCAAACAUUUCCGCAAAUGAAAGGAACAAUGACUUUAUUUUUAUUCCCUUAUUUUGUAAUACCAGUAAUAUAAUUGUAUAUAAAGAUGAUGAAAAAAAUGGAAGCAAAACAGUU